AUGGAUUCACAAAAAAAUCAAGAAUUUCCUGUAGAAAUUAAGAAUCAUAAAACUUUAAAAGGAUAUGGACUUUAUUCUAAAAAAAGAUUUGCUGAAGGCGAAGAAAUUUUUAUAGUCAAGCCGUUGGUUGCUGUUUUAGAUGAAAAACAUAUUAAAAAUACUUGCAGCAAUUGUUUUAUAUCUGAAGAAGAUAAAGACGAUGAUAUUUUUCAUUUGAUACAAUGUAAAGGCUGUAAAAUACUUCAAUACUGUUGUCAAAAAUGUCAGAAAGAAGAUUGGGAAAUAUUUCAUCAAUAUGAGUGUACUUUUUUUUUGUCAAAAUCGCCUAAAAUUGUUCCUGGAUCUAUAAGAAUAUGUAUGAGAUUGAUUUUUUACGGACGAUGUUAUCCAUCUAGUUUAGAAUGGAAUACUAUCAUGGAUCUAGAAAGUCAUCGUUCAGAGAUCAUGUCUUCAGAAAAAGGAGAUGUAAUUUGGAUGCUGUCAAAAGGUAUACAGAAUUUUACAAAUGAAAUGAAUGAAACAUUUGUGUUGGACUUAUUUUGCAAGAUCAUGAUUAAUUCGUUUUCUCUUAUGACAUCUUCAUAUGAUACAAUUGGCACUGCAAUAGAUCCAAUCAUCUCACGAAUUAACCACUCAUGUUAUCCUAAUACUGCACUUGUUUUUGACAGAAAUACUGUAGCUCUUAGAUCACUUCAGAAAAUUUUACCUAACCAAGAAAUCACUGUUUCAUAUAUUGAUAUAUAUAAUACACAAAAAAAUCGUCAUGAUGAGCUUUUGUCACGUUAUUAUUUUUCAUGUAAGUGUACUCGCUGUAUAGUUUCUGAUGGAUUUGAAAGCUAUAUUGUUUUAAAGAAGGAAAUGACUUCGAAUACAUUUUCAUAUCUUGAAACAAUUAUUAAUCGAGCAUUAAGUGAAAAAAAUAUUUAUCUUUUUAAAGCUCUUUCUAUGCUUCAUCGCUUAAAAGGGUGGAAUUCUACAAUAUAUCCACUGAAUGAAUUACAUAGAUUUGCAUUGAACUAUUUUCUUGAUGAAAAUAAUUUUCAUAAUGCUCUUUAUCAUGGACUAUUUAUUUAUCUUGUUGGAAGUAGUGUUUACAAUCAGUAUAUAUCUAAUUUUAAUCCUCUAUAUGUUACUCAAAUCUAUCUUCUUGUUCGAUUAAUGAUUUAUCAAGCUUCUGAAAAUGACCAAAAACAAUUCAAAUGGCUAGAUACAGAAAAAAUAAUGAAAUAUGCAUACAAAUUAUUAUAUGAACUUGUUGAGUUAUCGUAUAAAUCUCAUGGAUUGUCUUCAAGAUUUUCGAAAAGAAUACAAAAAACAUUUAAAGAAACUGAUGAAGAUAUUUCUUUUUGCGAUUGGGGAAAACGCUGGCAAUUGAUAUUAAAAAAUGAUCCCAGAAAUCCUCAAAUAAAAGAAGAGUGCUCAAGGAUCGAAGAUGAUCUUUUUUUAGAAUUAAAGAAAUAUAUUGGAGAGUUAUGUAAUAGAAAUUAUGAAAAGUAA
Pneumocystis jirovecii RU7 is the source of this 1497-nucleotide messenger RNA. RefSeq lists its product as uncharacterized. Gene Ontology annotation, cellular component: nucleus. The transcript has 5 exons. The record is from RefSeq and is a predicted model, not a curated record. The coding region runs from base 1 to 1497 and encodes 498 amino acids. Gene Ontology annotation, molecular function: protein binding. Lineage: Eukaryota; Fungi; Ascomycota; Pneumocystomycetes; Pneumocystales; Pneumocystaceae.